AUGCUUAGUCGACUCAAUCAACUCACUCGUCACUUUUCACCCUUUAGUUCACCUCAUUCUCUAGCCUCUGCCCUAUCAACCCCAUUCCUAGCUUCGCGCUCAACUCCCGCGAUGACAUCAGCGAAGUCCAAGACCAUACACACGGCCGCGUGUCUGAUUAUUGGUGAUGAAGUUCUCGGAGGAAAGACUGUCGACACGAAUUCAGCCUACCUAGCCAAGUUCUGCUUCUCCCUCGGCAUCCAGCUCAAACGAGUAGAAGUCAUCCCAGACGACGAAGAAGACAUCAUGGAAGCAGUUCAGCGCAUGAGUGACCGUUACGACUUUGUCGUUACAAGUGGAGGCAUUGGACCAACACACGACGACAUCACCUACUCAUCCAUCGCCAAAGCCUUCAACCUAAAGCUAAAACUCCACCAGCCCUCCUUCGAGCGCAUGAAGCGUCUGUCCCGACCACACCCCAUGCAGCCCAAUUUCGACUGGAACACGCCUUCACCCGGCCUAACUGCCAAGCUGCGCAUGGUCGAGCUCCCGCACGACCCGGCGCUCCCAGCCGAACCACAAGCCCUUUUCGUCUCGGAAGACCUGUGGGUUCCCAUCGCCGUUGUAAAUGGCAACGUCCACAUCCUGCCUGGCGUGCCCCGGCUCUUCGAGAAUCUACUGAAGAAUCUAAAGCCGCUGCUUGUUCCGCGACUUGAGGAUCCGGAGGGAAAGGGUACUUUCCGCUUCAUGUUUAGUACGCCUUUGCCGGAGAGUGCUGUUGCGCCUUUCUUGACCGAGUUGGCUGAGAGGGUGGCUCCUAAGGGCGUUAAAGUUGGUAGUUAUCCGCGCUGGGGUAAGAAGCGCAAUACUGUUACGCUUGUCGGCGCUGACAAAGCUUAUCUUGAGUCUUUGGUUGAUGAGGUUGAGAAGACUGUGCAGGGUAAGAAGGUUGAUAGGGAGGAUGAGUUGGAUAAUCCUGAUGCGAAGGAUGAGGUUUUCAGCCAGUAG
Messenger RNA from Penicillium taxi, 987 nucleotides. RefSeq names its product flavin adenine dinucleotide pyrophosphatase. The transcript is spliced from 3 exons. Lineage: Eukaryota; Fungi; Ascomycota; Eurotiomycetes; Eurotiales; Aspergillaceae. Bases 1 to 987 code for a protein of 328 amino acids. The record is from RefSeq and is a predicted model, not a curated record.